Molecule: messenger RNA, 729 nt
Organism: Fulmarus glacialis (Northern fulmar)
Lineage: Eukaryota; Metazoa; Chordata; Aves; Procellariiformes; Procellariidae
Product: neuron-specific calcium-binding protein hippocalcin-like
Molecular function (GO): calcium ion binding
Source: RefSeq, a predicted model, not a curated record
GCAUCCGCGUCCGCCUGGGUCUUGGGGGGCUGCCAGGGAGCGCUGCCCCGUCCCUCUCCCCUCCUGUAGCGCAGAGGGACCCCCCCGAGCCGGGCCAGGCGCUUGCCCCACUGCAGCGCUUGUACCCCGGGUUGGCCGGUGCGUCCCAGCAGCAUGGGGAAGCAAAACAGCAAACUGCGUCCCGAGAUGCUCCAGGACCUGCGGGAAAACACCGAGUUCUCCGACCUGGAGCUGCAGGGCUGGUACAAGGGUUUCCUGAAGGACUGCCCCUCGGGCAUCCUCAACGUGGAGGAGUUCAAGAAGAUCUAUGCCAACUUCUUCCCCUACGGUGACGCCUCCAAGUUCGCCGAGCACGUCUUCCGCACCUUUGAUACCAACGGCGACGGCACCAUCGACUUCCGAGAGUUCAUCAUCGCCCUGAGGUCCCGCGGGAAGCUGGAGCAGAAGCUGAUGUGGGCCUUCAGCAUGUACGCCCUAGACGGCAACGGCUACAUCAGCCGGGAGGAGAUGCUGGAGAUCGUGCAGGCCAUCUAUAAAAUGGUCUCCUCCGUGAUGAACAUGCCCGAAGAUGAAUCGACUCCAGAGAAAAGAACAGAAAAAAUCUUCCGACAGAUGGAUACUAAUAACGACGGCAAGCUCUCGCUGGAGGAGUUCAUCAAAGGUGCCAAGAGCGACCCGUCCAUCGUGCGCCUGCUGCAGUGCGACCCCAGCGGUGCCACGCAGCUCUGA